Geodia barretti is the source of this 327-nucleotide messenger RNA. NCBI's taxonomy places the organism in Eukaryota, Metazoa, Porifera, Demospongiae, Tetractinellida, Geodiidae. The record is from the annotation of a GenBank genome assembly.
AUGGCUGCGAAUACGUUUGAAAUUAGUGACGAUACAUUUGAAGGAAUGGUGCUUACAUCGGAUACACCGAUUGUUGUUGACUUUUGGGCGGAGUGGUGUGGUCCGUGCAAAAUGAUUGCCCCGAUUUUGGAAGAACUCGCCGAGGAAAAUUCGGAGACUUUCAAAGUUGGAAAAGUUAAUGUUGAUGACAAUCGUCAAACCGCGAUGCAGUACGGCGUUCGGAGUAUCCCUACACUGCUUGUGUUUAAAGACGGCAAAGUUGCGGGACAAAUUGUCGGCGCGAUGCCCAAAGAUGCACUCAAAAAGAAAAUCUUAGACGUAUUGUAA